Vitrella brassicaformis is the source of this 1264-nucleotide messenger RNA. Lineage: Eukaryota; Vitrellaceae. The record is from the annotation of a GenBank genome assembly.
CCCAUUUCCAACCGUUUGAAAGCGCCCGUUGUGGGAUGUUCUCGUCUUCAAGGGUCAGCAAGUAUGAGCAGAGCUGCAUUCGCCGGGACGACGAGCACCUUUUUCUUGCCCUUGUCGGUCGUGAACUCGACAGUGUCGCCCGUCUCCUCGUCGGGACACGUGUACACACUCACUCUCUGCUAUACGUAUCUCAGAUUGCCCCUAUGCUCUUAGCGUGGUGUCUUCGUGCCAUAUCUGAUCGGUGACCAGAACCAUUAGAUUGGUAAAGACCAAGGUCAUCAUUUCCGUCAUCGACCACCUGCGUGGACCCACAAAGGCACACAAGGAGAAAAGAUCAAAGAUGACAAAAAUGACGCUAUGUGUGUCUCUCAUAGCCGGAUUUGGUUCGAGAGGGCGCGCACAUACCAGGGGCUGAUUUCCAUUGAGGCGAAUGCUGACUGCAUGCUGGCAGCUUGAGCAAGGGAAGAGGCCGACCUGCUGAAGGUCUCGCGCAUGGAGAGCACUGUCGUGGUGAUUCUUCUGCUUCGACAUGUCAAAGAACCAUCUCCACUUCCCUUGCUGGAGGCCGCUUUCCCAUGCUCAUGAUUGGUCUUCGCCGUGUCUUUCCAUGUCUCCUCUAACACUGCCUCUCUCGUACAUCGACCAGAUUUGAGAAGUCGAUAAAAUGUAUGCAGAGUCCCUGCAUCGCAAAUCGCAGCACAGGUAGAGAGAUAAGUGGAUAGAUUCCCAUAUAUGCUGUAGGAAGACAUACCGUGAGGAAGAAGUAUGUCGGUAAUGAGAUCAAAGCUAAGGCAGAGAAACCACAUGUAAAGACACAUUUGUGCUGGUUUUGUGGCUUCCAAGAAACGCAGCUUACAAUGCGAUGGCCACCGAGUAGAGAAGUUCACUGCUUAGGCUCACCAUCUCUGCUUGUAUGAGUCUAGGUGAGAGUAGGUAGGGCACCGCAGUCCACACAACCACAAGCGAGCUCCAAACCGGUGGACCCUCCUAGAAAAUGGACACACCUAGAAAUAGAUCAAUCUACAAGCACAUUCGUACUCGUAGGGAUCUUAUGAUCUUGUUAAGCACACAUACAACUGGCCAACCAGCGACGACAGUCUGCAGAGCAAUUUGAGCCUGGCAGGGGAAACACAAACAUAAAUGUCCAUGUGUAAGGCAUGUCUAGGUGCAGUGGUGGAACGAAUGUGUCAUAUAUCUUUCCUUACUCGCGUACCCUGGCAUAGUCGUCUCUAGCUUUGCUGCCUCGAGGCAUGAAGUGUCUCAU